UGCUUUUUGAUUAUUGUGUGCGUGUGUGUGUGUGUGUGUUUAAUGUGUAUAAUUCUGCAGACUCAGCUGUACCAGUGCAUCUUGCUGAGUAUUAUAAGUAUUCUUCGAUUAGCAUAUAGAUUCGAUCCACGCAAAAAUGACGUGCAACAAGAACAACAAGAGUAGUGAAUUUAGGUGAAAAUAAUAGACAUACGAUUCGAUUCUAGAUCUGAUAUACGACAAUAAAGUUACCAUAAAAAUGAAGAAAAUUAAAGAGUUAACAAUAACUACGCCAUGGGGUCACGUAGCAGCGAAAACGCAUGGACAAUCAUCUAGCUAUCCUGUACUUUGUAUUCAUGGUAUUUUGGAUAAUGCUGGAGCUUUUGAUAGACUAAUAGCCAAAUUGCCAGAUGAUUAUUACUACAUUGCUGUUGAUCUCCCGGGUCAUGGACUUUCUUCACAUUUUUCUUCCGGAUUACUAUUGGAUUUUUUUAAUUAUGUUUUAACAAUUAGAUACAUCGUAGAAUAUUUUAAAUGGGAACAUUUUUAUUAUGUAGGACACAGUUUUGGUGGUCAGCUUGGAGCAUUUUACAGUAUUUUAUAUCCUUCGCAAAUAAAAAAAAUGGUUUUAAUAGAAGGUCUGAAUACUCCAAUAGUACCAAUUACAAAACUUAUUCCUCGAUUAAGAACAAUAAAUGCUAAAGUAAUUGAAAGUACAAUCGAUAAGCCAGAAAAACUAUUUACUAAACAAGAGAUUAUGCAUAGUCUCAUGUACAAAAGGAGUUCAAAUUUAAACAAAAGCGCCGCUGAAGCUCUUUUUCCCCGAGCUGUAACACAAAUUGGCUCCAAAUUUAAAUAUAAUCGUGAUUUACGCUUAAAGUCAUACGUUAUACCAAUGUUUGACUUGAACCAAAUUUUAAAAUUACUUCAGAAUUUGAAUACCGAUACAUUAUUGAUAAUGUCUUUUGCAACAAUUGAUCGAUUUCGAUACAAUAGUACAUUAAAAGAUGCUUUGAAACAUUUGAGUAACAUAAAAAUUGAGUUUGUAUGUGGUAAUCAUGAUGUACACAAUAAUCAACCUGAAAACCUAGUGGAUAAAAUUGUAACAUUUUUUUGUCUUACUAGCAAAUUAUAAAGAUAGCAAUUUAACUGUUAGCUGUGUUAUUAAUAAAAAGAAACUGUUACAAAUUGGUAAAUUUCAUUCGAUCUUUCGAAUUAAGGCUAUGUGUUUAUGUUCAUGUAUUUAUUAUGUAAUUAUUAUUCGCAUGAAGCGAACGGUGGAUUACAUUUGGUUUUAAGAGUACACAUGUUUUUGGAAAUUCGAUAAAAUAAACCAGAGUUUUUGAAAUAA
Trichogramma pretiosum is the source of this 1330-nucleotide messenger RNA. RefSeq names its product serine hydrolase-like protein. The coding region runs from base 239 to 1114 and encodes 291 amino acids. The transcript is spliced from 2 exons. The record is from RefSeq and is a predicted model, not a curated record. Lineage: Eukaryota; Metazoa; Arthropoda; Insecta; Hymenoptera; Trichogrammatidae.